CAAUACCAUACUGCCCCUGCUCCAUUUGAUGACCUGACCCUGACCCUGACCCUGACCCUACUAUAAUACAAGCGCAGCAGCCACUGAGUCCUGAGAGCGCGCAACAGCAGCUAAGCUAGCACUAGCAGGCGGCCGGGCAGGUCGGCAUGGAGCCUCACAUGGAGAGCGCGCUGCGGCAGGGCCUGUCGGAGGCGGAGCAGCGGGAGCUGGAGGGCGUGGUGCGCGCGCACCACACGUUCCCGGGGCGCGCGCCGGGGACGUGCACGUCGCUGGUGACGCAGCGCGUGGACGCGCCGCUGGCCGCCGUGUGGCCCAUCGUGCGCGGCUUCGGCAGCCCGCAGCGGUACAAGCACUUCAUCAAGUCGUGCGACCUCAAGGCCGGCGACGGCGCCACCGUGGGCAGCGUCCGCGAGGUCACCGUCGUCUCGGGCCUCCCGGCCUCCACCAGCACCGAGCGCCUCGAGAUCCUCGACGACCACCGCCACAUCCUCAGCUUCCGCGUCGUCGGCGGCGACCACCGCCUCCGCAACUACCGCUCCGUCACCUCCGUCACCGAGUUCCAGCCGGGCCCCUACUGCGUCGUCCUCGAGUCCUACGUCGUCGACGUCCCCGACGGCAACACCGAGGAGGACACGCGCAUGUUCACCGACACCGUCGUCAAGCUCAACCUCCAGAAGCUCGCCGCCAUCGCCACCUCUUCAUCGGCCAAUUAAUUCCUCCUCCUCCCCCUCCGGUGCCGGUGGUGCCACGGAUCAUCGUCACUAGCUAGCGCGCGCUAAUCCAUUGCGUCCAAGGCAUGCCCUGUUCGUUCCGUUGCUACUGCAAAUUGCCUGCAAUGGUGACGAUGCUUCUUGCUUGCUUUUUCAUCUCUCCAUCCGUCCAUCGUUUCUAGCUCUUUGGAACGAACAAGAAGCUAGCUAGCUAGCUAGAGAGAGAGAAAAAAAAUGUUGUCCAACAGUUUGCUAUAAACGACCUUUUCCUUUUAUUUCAUCGUAACUAAUUCAGCCUUUCGGUAUUGCAAAUCUGCUGCGUCGGUGACAUCGAAAGGGGUUGCAAGUUGGUGUUAUUUUAUAUAUAUCCUGGUUUUCUUC
Messenger RNA from Zea mays, 1091 nucleotides. RefSeq names its product Abscisic acid receptor PYL2. Gene Ontology annotation, biological process: abscisic acid-activated signaling pathway. The record is from RefSeq and is marked validated. Gene Ontology annotation, molecular function: signaling receptor activity; abscisic acid binding; protein phosphatase inhibitor activity. Bases 147 to 713 code for a protein of 188 amino acids. The transcript has a single exon. NCBI's taxonomy places the organism in Eukaryota, Viridiplantae, Streptophyta, Magnoliopsida, Poales, Poaceae. Gene Ontology annotation, cellular component: cytoplasm; nucleus.